CGUUCGUUGUGAAUUAUAUCGCGCGACUGUGGAAAUUAAGUGUAUUGCAAAGUUGUAUUCAGAAAGAAUAAACCAGUUUUAUCUGAAAAAGGACUUGUAUCGCUAAAGUUUCUUCGGAAAGAAUUUUUACGGAAAAUUAACUAACGACCAGAGACGUAACAAUAUAUACAUUAUGUGUGAUUAUGGGCGCUAAUCAUGCAUUUAACUGGUAUUAUUAUAAUAUUGCGUAGUUUGAAAAAGCGCACACGUAUCACCAUCGAUAUCAGUCUCAGCGUUGUUACAUAAUUGUUUUGAUUCGGAGAAUUUAGAAAUAACGUUAGAAGACAAGGCCUAAUAUUUUUAUGCAUGAAUUGACAAGAUACUUUAAAAAUAUAAUGUGGAUAUUUGGAUAUGGUUCAUUAAUGUGGAAGGUAGAUUUUCCUUAUAGGAGAAAAGUUGUUGGAUAUAUUAAAGGUUUCGUACGUCGAUUUUGGCAGGGAAGUGAAGAUCAUCGUGGCAUUCCUGGAAAGCCAGGUCGUGUUGUGACAUUAGUACCCUCUUACAAACCAGACGCUUGUGUAUGGGGGGUAGCCUACGAAAUUGCAUCAUCAGAUAUUGAGUCUGUACGAGCGCAUCUAGAUGAUCGUGAGAAAGAAGGUUAUGAAAAAAUCAAUGUAACUUUUUAUCCAAAAGACGAAGAGAUUAAUCCCAUAGAACUAACUAUUUAUGUUGGUUACCAAGACAAUCCUUACUUUCUUGGCCCUGCCCCAGUAGAAACCAUAGCAUUACAGAUUUACGAUGCAGAGGGUUGUAGUGGAAAAAAUAUAGAAUACCUGUUAAAUCUUGCUGAGGUAAUGAGAGUUCUUAUUCCUCAUGUGUAUGACGAGCAUCUGUUUGGAUUAGAAUAUGAGGUCAAGAAAUUGAUCAGAAUUAAUGAAUUAGACAAUAUAUGUUAAGCAAAAAUAUGUUUACAAUUUUGAGUUUAGUUAAGUUCUAGAGCACUCAAAAUGCAUAAGGUUAAUUGUGCUUCAGGUUUUGAAUAUGUUUAACAAUUCUAUGUAAAUAAACUUUAUUUCCAGUGGCUGAAACUUAAGAGCACACAUUUCAUCCCAUAUAUACAUAGUAAUUGUUCAAAAAGUUUAAUCCCUGAAUCGUAUGACUCAAUUAAAUUAAUUAAGAAGCUUUAAAUAUUUAAAUAGUCAUUAAACUACUGGCAUAUAGUACACUUAAUGAUAGUGCUAUACUACAUAAUGUAUCAUAUUAUCUGAUGAAAACCUGCUUGAGAUAGGAUGCAUGUAUUGUUUAUCUUUUAGGUUAUAACAAGAAAACAAAACAAUUGUUUUACUGUAUAUUUUUCAAAUUAAUGAAAAAUUUGUAAAAUAGCAUGAAACUAGAUAUUGUUUUAUGAGGAAACUUCCUUUUUAUAAUGUCAUUAAUUUUGCACAUUUAAUGUUAGUUCUCUCUGCAUUAUAUAUUUUUAAACUGGUAAUGCAUGGUAAGAAUUGGUCUGUUAAUUUACUUUUGUAAAGUACCAUGUUAGAAACCAACUUCAUUCUGUCACUUCUUGAUGUAAGAUGUAAUUUUGCUGUAAUAUAUUAUUUUUUAUUAGGUCCCAAUGAUAAACCACACUGUACAUGCAAGUGUAAACUCAAGAGAACAAAGGGUUUCUUAUUUGAUUGAAAAUGUCAAAGCAAUUUAUACACAAAUAGAAAGUUAAUGCAUUAUAUUAGUACUUUUAAACAUUUAUAACGAAAAUACUUUUAGAAGUAAAUUUUCUUUACUUGCAAUAUUUAAUGGUGGAUUUGGUGUUUUAAUUUUAUAGAAUUUAGAUAUUUCAUUAGCCCAAAAAAGUGAUCAAAAUAAUUAUACAUAAAAAUGGGUAUUUGUUUUGGUUAGAAGUAGCAUGGACUUGGAACAGGUAUCUUAGUAUGCAGUGAGUGUUGCUUUCAUGUCUAUCUCUAUUCAGAAUAUGUUGAUUUCAUAGGAUGUUUUCUUAGUUAAUGGAAAAUUAGGUCAGCAGUGUAUCUAAGUUUGAGUGGUUUUAUUUUUUGUUUGGUAAUUCAUGUAUUUUUAUUCCAAAUUGGUGUUUUCUUGCAGCUCUUUUUAGGCAUUGGUUUUUUGUUAUUCUUAAACUGUAUAUGUACUUAUUUAUUUUCUGUCAGUAUAACAUGCUGCUUGGAAGAAAUAUCAUGAGUCACAAUCUUGUUAGCCAUGAUAAUUGGAAGAGAAUUUCUUUCUGCACAAACACUUAAUCUACGAAGCAUUUCUUAAAACAUCUUAUUACAUUACUAUGUGUUUAAAACCCACAUUUACCCAGUCUAACUCAUGUUAGAAAUGUUUAUACUGUCCCAGAAACUGAUAAUCUUAUAUCAUUUGCAAGAUCAACAAACAAAGUUGACAUUUUUUUUUACAUGUUAUUCAUACUUUUCUUUUUUCAGUUUCCCAAGUGUUGUAUUACUGAUCUGGUAAUUUUUACGUUCUUAAAUAAUAAAUUAUUUGAUUUCAAUUGAAAAUGUUUAUAAGCACAUUAAAUUGCAAAUUUAAUGCAAUAUACUGAAGAAUUUCCUGAAUAAUGGAAAUAUUUCACUUAUUUUUAGAAAUGGAUUUUAAUUUUUAUCAGUUUUUUUCUUAGGAAAUUAUUGCGAUGGAUUAAGAAAAUAUUUACAGUUUCAUAGGUUA
Messenger RNA from Limulus polyphemus (Atlantic horseshoe crab), 2658 nucleotides. Its product is annotated as putative glutathione-specific gamma-glutamylcyclotransferase 2. Gene Ontology annotation, molecular function: glutathione specific gamma-glutamylcyclotransferase activity; gamma-glutamylcyclotransferase activity. The transcript has 3 exons. NCBI's taxonomy places the organism in Eukaryota, Metazoa, Arthropoda, Merostomata, Xiphosura, Limulidae. Bases 342 to 935 code for a protein of 197 amino acids. The record is from RefSeq and is a predicted model, not a curated record. Gene Ontology annotation, biological process: glutathione catabolic process. Gene Ontology annotation, cellular component: cytoplasm.